Sphenostylis stenocarpa is the source of this 2232-nucleotide messenger RNA. Lineage: Eukaryota; Viridiplantae; Streptophyta; Magnoliopsida; Fabales; Fabaceae. The record is from the annotation of a GenBank genome assembly.
AUGAUUCUGAAAUUCUUAAUCCAUGUCAUCAUUUUGGUAACAUGCCCCAUACAUGUAAACGUAUCUGCACAACAUCACCGACCUAUAGCAAAGCCUGGCUGUGAUUCGCGAUGUGGAUAUCUUCCAAUUCCCUAUCCCUUUGGAAUGAAGGGUUCGGAAUGCUAUGCAGGAAAGUGGUUUGAAAUAGAAUGCAGAAACACUUCCAGAUAUCGCAACUACAAUCACGCACCUUACCUCAAGUCAAUAGGUGUGGAAGUCACAUCCAUUGAUGUUGAGGAAGGCACGGUUACUAUCAACCAUCCUGUUUACCGAAGUAACUGCAGAAUCAAAGAUUCUCAGCCGCUCAACCAGUCGCUCGAAGGAAGCCCCUUCGUGUAUUCUCAGGGAUACAACAAAUUUGUGGUCGUAGGUUGCAAUAUUAUUGCUUUUUUGCAGUCAAAUGGGUCAGAAGCUAGUGGUUGUGUUUCCAUCUGCGACGACCACGACAACGUCGAUGAUAUCGGGAAAAUGGAGCUCUUAAACACUGAUUGUAAUGGCAAGUACUGCUGUGAGACUUCCUUGCCACUGUAUCUUAACGAGUAUACCACAGAAAUAAAAGGUUUAAAGGAGAAUGGAACGGGUCAUCAUGAGUGCAGUUACGCCAUGGUUGUAAAACAAGAUAGGAACAGCUACCAAGACUAUACUGGUGAUCCCCUGAAAAGCUACUACUCUCUUACUCAUGGUGCGGUGAAGGAUCUAGAUAUGGUCCCAGCGGUGCUUGAAUGGGAGAUUCUGAACAAUUUGGACCUUAAACUCCCUGCAGGUCAUCACUCUCACUGUUAUGACACGAAUGUUACAUCUUCGCGAUAUAAACGCUCAGGCCGGAGAUGCUCCUGCGAAGUAGAUGCUUACGGUUCCAAUCCCUACGUUGCUGGAGGUUGUAGUCAACCUGCUAAUCUUCGUCCUAAUGCCUAUUCUAAUUCUGAUUCAUAUUCUGGUUCUCACCAUUGGUACAUCGAAAGGACGAAUCGAACAAAAUCGAUCAUAAAAGGAGUUUCUAUAAGCUUUGGGUCCGUCGUUUUACUCCUUGUUUUAUGGCGGGUGUUUAAGGUUACAAAAAAAAUCGUAGUGAAGAAAUACAGAGAAAAAAUCUUCAAACGAAAUGGAGGACUAUUGCUAGAACAAAGAUUGUCUUCUGGAGAAGUUAAUGUGGAUAAAGUUAAACUCUUCAGCUUAAAGGAAUUGGAGAAGGCCACCGACAAUUUCAAUACGAAUAGAGUACUUGGAAAAGGAGGUCAAGCUACUGUUUACAAAGGCAUGUUGAUAGAUGGAACAAUCAUUGCAGUGAAAAAAUUUAAGGUCCAGGGAAAGAUUGAAGAAUUCAUCAAUGAAUUUGUCAUCCUCUCACAAAUUAAUCACAGAAACGUGGUCAAGUUGUUAGGAAGUUGUUUGGAGACUGAAAUUCCUUUGCUUGUGUAUGAAUUCAUUCCUAAUGGUAACCUUUUCGAGUACUUGCAUGAACAAAAUGAGGAUUUGCCAAUGACAUGGGACAUGCGUUUGAGAAUUGCCACUGAAGUUGCAGGAGCUUUAUUUUACUUGCACUCUGCUGCUUCUCAGCCUAUUUAUCAUAAAGACAUAAAGUCAACAAAUAUACUAUUGGAUGAAAAGUAUAGGGCAAAAGUAGCAGACUUUGGCACAUCCAGAAUGAUUUCCAUUGAUGUUACUCAUCUCACUACAGUAGUUCAAGGAACAUUUGGAUACUUGGACCCUGAAUUUUUUCAAACUAGUCAAUUCACAGAAAAAAGUGAUGUCUACAGCUUUGGAGUAGUUCUUGUUGAACUCUUAACGGGGCAAAAGCCAAUAUCCCUCCUAUGUCCAGAGGAGGCCAAAAGUUUAGCCUCACAUUUCAUUAUUUGUAUGGAGGAAAAUCGUGUGUUUGAUAUUAUUGAUGAAAGAGUGAUGAAGGAAGGGCAGAAAGAUGAUAUCAUGGAAGUUGCCAAUCUUGCAAGUAGAUGUUUAGAGUUGAAUGGAAAGAGACGACCAACAAUGAAGGAAGUUACAUUAGAAUUAGAAGGUAUCCGAAGAUUGGAAGGAAAGUCUAAUGCAGAAGAAAGACAUAAUGAACUUGUUCGAAGUGAAGAUUAUCAGUCUUGGCCUUGGGAUGAGUAUUCUAGUACCUCAGAAAUAAGGUCAACUUUUGAUCUAAAUAGCAGAACACCCACCUUGGAGGAUGUUCAUAUUCUUACCGUAUAA